Messenger RNA from Drosophila biarmipes, 1384 nucleotides. RefSeq names its product sodium/potassium-transporting ATPase subunit beta-1. The record is from RefSeq and is a predicted model, not a curated record. Lineage: Eukaryota; Metazoa; Arthropoda; Insecta; Diptera; Drosophilidae. The coding region runs from base 152 to 1192 and encodes 346 amino acids. The transcript has a single exon. Gene Ontology annotation, molecular function: ATPase activator activity. Gene Ontology annotation, cellular component: sodium:potassium-exchanging ATPase complex. Gene Ontology annotation, biological process: intracellular sodium ion homeostasis; potassium ion import across plasma membrane; intracellular potassium ion homeostasis.
CGACAUCAAACUACUUCCGAUCGAAAGUUUAUAUAUUGUUAAAAGUAAGACGUUUCCACCUUACUCUGCUUUCAAUGUCACGGCGAGAACUACAGAACGAUUUCCGAAUAUAUUUUGACUGCUAGAAGCGAAAUCCGAAUCAGAGACCAGGAUGCCCGAGGACGUGAUGGUGCCCGCCGGGGAGUACAAGCUGGUCAAGCAGUUCCGCAGGGAGCAGGAGAAGCGCCGCAAGAAGGACCUUCCGUGGUCGAAGCGGGUGUUCGACAUAGACGAGCACAAGCUGUUCGGGCGCACCGCCUGGGCUUGGUUCCGCAUCGUGUGCUUCUACCUGGUCCUGUACACCCUGCUCAUCCUCAUAGUGGCCUUUUGGAUCGGCAUCUUCAUGCUGGCGAUCAUCGAUCCGCAUAAGCCGCGCUGGCUGAAGGGUCCGCCGGGACUGUCGAUGGUGCCCUACAACACCACCGCGAUCUCCUUCUACGAGCACCUAAUGGGCGAGGUCAUUCCGAUUGCGGACGGAAUCGACGCUUUCCUGAACAAACUGAACGACGACGCCAUUGAGUUCUUCAACGAGUGCAACCAGGACGAGAUGUGGGGCUACGUGUCGCGGCAGCCGUGCGUCUUUAUCAAGCUGAACAAGGUAAUUGGCUUCCAGCCGGAGACGUACGACACGCAGGACGAUUUGCCCAAGGAAGUGCCCGCGGGCCUGGACGAAACCCUGAGGAAGUACGGGCCCACGCCGAAGAUCUGGAUCACCUGCGAGGUGAUCCACGGGCCCAAGCCCGAGAUCGUGUUCUUUCCGGGACCCUACUACGAGGCCUCCGAGAAGAUGACGGGCGUGCAGCGCGUGGUGGCCGUCCAGAUGAACAACAUGCCCGCCAACUCCGAGGUCAACUUCGUCUGCAAGGUCUGGGCCCGCAACAUUCCCAUCGACGACAAGUUCCAGGGCAAGGGUCAAAUCAAGUUCACCAUGCACGUGCGGGUGGACACUGCCAUGAAGCGCGACCCACCUCCCGAAAAGAACACCACAGCUACCCCAGUGGUCACCGUCACCGUGGCCCCCGAACCAGAGGUUAGGCCUGAAGAUCGCCGCGGUGAACUGGAAAUGCCUCCCAAGCCCCCCAAGGAGGACGACCCGACAAAUGGAAACUUGGAUGAGUCCAAUGCCGAGCCCCUAACGGAGCCGCCGAGCUAAAUGAACAUAGUUUUUUUGGGAAAAGGGGUCAAAAUCGAUGUGUGCCAAGUAGUGUUCCGAAAAUAAUUGUCUGUAUUUGGAUGCUAAAAAAUAUUGAUUUCAAAUUGUUUAGUCUGUUGGAUAUAAGAUUAAGUAUUAUUUCAUAUUGAAAAAUGUAUUUUAACUGUAUAUCAGUAAAGUUGGCAAACUAUA